CACCGAGGGGGGGUGGACCAAGUAGAUAUUCUGGAAAAAGGAAUGCAAAUCCACUACCAUCUUCUCCUAUGUUGACUCCCGCACCUAAUCAAACACCAGUAUCACCUGAAUCGUCGGCACCAGAAACGCCACAUUCAGUCGCAGCAGUCAAUGGAUCUGUACCAUCAUCAUCUUCUGAGCUUGAUACACCUAGAGAUGAAAUAGUAUCAACAAGUUCUUCAAACACAAUUGAUGGUACUCAUAUCCCAAUUGAAAUUGUCCUUGGAGGCCUGGAGCCGAGUAAUAACGUAUCUCGGGCAGUCACAAAAAUCUUCAAGGAGAAGCUAGAUCACGAAGGACAUAAUUGGAAGUCUGUUACACCAGAGACAAAGGACUUCUAUUGGGAGGAUUUUAAGAAACGAUUCCGAUGGGAUAUUGCAAUCGAAGGUGCCAUAAAGGAUGCGUUUAUGAGAAAAUGUGCAGAACGAUACAAAUGUAUGUUAUCUGAAGCAAGAGCCUCUGAGAAGAAGCGCAAACAUAUCCCGACAUCUAUUUGGGAUAGCUGGAAGCCUCAUUGGGAGACUGACGCUUUUAAAGCCAAGUCCGCACAAUGUUCAAAAAAUCGAUUAAGUGAGAAAGGUGGCGAAGGAUCUGGCCCCUCACGCCAUACAAGAGGCUCUAGAACUCACUGAGAACAUGCAAGACUACUGGGUCUAGAACUAAGAAGACCACCUCAUCCACAUGAGCUUCUGAAGAAGACACAUCUCAAGGCGAAUAAUGAGUUUGUGGACCAGAAGUCUAAGAGCACAUAUGAUGCCGUAAUGUCUAAGAUUGCAUCUGCAUCGCAGCCUGAAGAUGGAUCCGAUGAGCAUCUAACAAUUGAUUUCCCAAAAAUUUAUUUGGAUGAAGUUGGCGGGAUUAAGAAGAAGCGCAUUUAUGGUCUUGGUUCUCAAGCACCUCUUUAUGGACAUGUUGGCGCAUCCUCCGCUUCAACAUCUCGACAUCCAGAUCUAGACUUUGAUGCUCGGGUGAAUGAAUGUGUCGGACAACGUAUGCAAGAAAUGAAGGAAGAGAUGAAGAAUGAGAUGAGAGCAGAGAUCAGAGAAGAGAUUAGACAAGAAAUGGGAGAAGAAAUGCGUGAAGAAAUGAGAUCAAAAGUGCAGCAAGAGGUGACUGAGCAAGUUGAUCAAAUACUCCAAGCACGUAUGUCGCUCAUCAUAGCCGGCUUACCUACACCUCCUCCUCGUAGACGCGACUCUUCGUCAAAUAAUGACAAGAGUACUAUUUAGA
Molecule: messenger RNA, 1269 nt
Organism: Lycium barbarum (goji berry)
Lineage: Eukaryota; Viridiplantae; Streptophyta; Magnoliopsida; Solanales; Solanaceae
Exons: 5
Coding region: 69-671 (200 amino acids)
Source: RefSeq, a predicted model, not a curated record